Sorex fumeus (smoky shrew) is the source of this 4829-nucleotide messenger RNA. RefSeq names its product podocalyxin like (gene PODXL). The transcript is spliced from 8 exons. Gene Ontology annotation, biological process: positive regulation of cell-cell adhesion mediated by integrin; cell migration; negative regulation of cell-cell adhesion. The record is from RefSeq and is a predicted model, not a curated record. The coding region runs from base 84 to 1793 and encodes 569 amino acids. Lineage: Eukaryota; Metazoa; Chordata; Mammalia; Eulipotyphla; Soricidae. Gene Ontology annotation, cellular component: apical plasma membrane; microvillus membrane.
CCGCGCAGACAGCGCCCGCCCGUGCCGCAGCCGCCAGGCCCCCGCGCGCUGCCACCUGCCCCGGCCCCGAGCCCCACGCCACGAUGCGCGCGGCGCCCGCGCUGCCGCCGCUGCUGCUGCUGCUGCUGCUGUUGCUGCUGCCGCUGCUGCUGCUGCUGCGGCCGGCGCUGGCCCAGAACGACGAUCCCCAGCUUGUGGAACCACCAAAGAGCACGGCCACAUCUGCAGCCCCGGGUCAGGAAGUGACGGCAGCGCCCACGGCGGCCAGCACUGUUGCGGUGACCACGGCUGUUCCCAGCCCUGGCACUCAGACGGACAAGGAUGCCCCGGGCGCUGAGCCCGAUGGCACUGUGCAGCGCAGUCCCGAUCCAGGUGCCUCUGUGGCCCCAACCACAGUCAAAGGGAGCUCGGUGCCCGCCCCCGCCCCCAGCGACAGCACGUCCGUGGGAGCCCUAGUGGACACGGAGGCCACUGCAACCUCCGCCCAGCCCAGCCUGGUCGGGCUGCCCACGGUCAAAGCCACGGCCACCACCAGCAGCUCCCCCGUUGUCUCUGAUGCCGGUCCCCAGGGCCCAGACCCGGCUGUGCAGGCGUCCAGCCCGGUCCCCACUAAGCCGGCCCCCACCAGCGUCCAGGACGGGGCCCAGAGCUCAGCCACAGUCACUGCCCCGGAAGCGGGAGAGACAGAGACGUCGCCCCCCGCAGGAGUGAGCCACCCAGCCAGCACGGCCUCUGCGCCGCCCGCCUCCCCCAGCCCGGCUGCUGCCACGGACUCUGGGCCUCCUGGCAGCGUGCCCGAGGCUGGGGACCAGAGGACUGUGACGCCCAGUGGCCCCAGCCCUGCGGUGGGCUCCACCUCUGUGCCUGCAGGGUCGCCUUCUGCUGCAAGUACGGUGUCAUCGGAUGUGGUCCCGGGACAUGGGCCAGAUGCCAGCCGGCAGCCUAACAUCACUGAGACCCCAGCAUUGUCCUCAGGGAGCCCCUCCCUGGACACUGUGAGACCCACGGACACGUCCGCCAGUCCGGAGGCUAUGCCCUCCACGACGGCGCCUGCAGAUUCCAGCGCUCCCGUCACAUCAGCCACCCCCCACGAAAUCCACCCCUCUCCCACCUCAACUUCGGGGAGCCGCAGGGAUUUCUUCGAGAUACACUGUGACCCGCCGGAAAGGUUCUCAGAGAAGAUGCUGGUCCUGAACUUCACCAAAACGGGACUGUGUUCCGGGAGCCCUCCUGAUGACAAGCUGGCGACGCUUCUGUGCCAAGCGGCCAAAGCCACCUUCAACCCGGCGCACGACCAGUGCCACAUCUGGCUGGCCCCCGUUCCGGAAAUCCAGGCGUUGGCCGUCAAAGAGAUCACCAUUCAGACCAACCUCCUUCCCCAGGACGUGUACGAGUCGCUGAGAGACAAAUGGGAUGCCCUGAAGGAGGUGGGGGUCAGCAACAUGCAGCUGGGGGAGCUGGGCCCCCCCGAGGAGGCGGAGGACCGGUUCAGCAUGCCUCUCAUCAUCACCAUCAUCUGCAUGGCCUCCUUCCUGCUCCUCGUGGCCGCGCUCUACGGCUGCUGCCACCAGCGCCUCUCACAGAGGAAGGACCAGCAAAGGCUCACAGAGGAGCUGCAGACCGUAGAGAACGGGUACCAUGACAACCCCACCCUGGAAGUGAUGGAGACGUCCUCGGAGAUGCAGGAGAAGAAGGUGGUCAGCCUGAAUGGGGAGCUGGGGGACAGCUGGAUCGUGCCCCUGGACAACCUCACCAAGGACGACCUGGACGAGGAGGAGGACACGCACCUCUAAGCAUCGUGGACAGGGCCAGCGGGCUCCGCACCGAGCCACCUCAAGUGCCACUGGACAGGGGAGGGGACGCUUCCCCGAGUAGAGGGGCAGGCUGGGAGGGUCCCCACCCCCCAUCCCCACCCCGGUCCCCUCCGCCCCCCCGCGAGGCCUUAACUUUUCCCCUUUCUAGCUGAACAAAUCGCGUCUUGUCUCGGUUCCUCUUGUGAGAGCCUGUCUGGGCCAGGGCUCAGGCCCAGGCCCAGAUGAGCUUGGGGGCUCUGGGCUGACGGGUCGCGGCCUUUGGCAUCCUUGUAGCCUGGGGCCCACAGAGGGUGCCACCAGGGUCACACCGGGUGAUGACAGUCAGGAUGAACAUUGAAACCUUUGCAUUCCGUCCCGGGCGCAUUCCCAGGGGUCCUUACGUCUGCCCUGUCUCAGCCAUCCUGUCCCCUCCGUCCGUCUGUCCAUCAUGCCGUGGGCCCACCCUGGCCGGCGGGGGUCAGGGGGUGGGGGUUCACCUCCAACACCAUGCUCUGCCUUCCACUUUCCUCACAUUGUUCUGGGAUGAAGGGGACCUGGUUGUGGGGGGGAGGGGGCGGGAGGGGUGCACCGGUCAGUGAAGGGCGGGGAGGGGCCACCCUGGGAAUGGGUCCCUGUCCUUCACUCAAACCCAGGGGUGGCACCCCCAGGUCAGCAGCCAUCACGCAAGGGCUUGCUUGGCGGCUCAUGGCCCGGCCACUGGGGGUUGAAGAGGCAGCUCAGGGACACCCCCGGGCCCUGCACAGGAAGGGCCUCCGUUAGAGGAUGGUCUUCCUCCCGGCCCCCCAUGUCCGUAGAGACGGGGUCUGGACAGACAAUCGACAGGGCAGUGGGAAGGGCCUGGCUGUCCCAGUUCCCAGGGGCUCUCAGGGACAUGGCGGUUGGCUGAGGGUUUUGUCACUCAUUUUGUGGCCUGGGAGAGGCGUUUGUUUGCAGCUGAUUCCGGCUCUCCUGGGCUGUGGGGGGGGGGGGGGUGUGGGGGACCCUGGCGGUCUGCCAUCUGCCCCCCGUGGCCUUCCAUGGAGCUCGGCAGCUGUGUCCUCGCCUGGGUUUCAAGUGGAGCUGCCCAGCCAUCCGGGUGGCAUCUCAGGGAAACCAGAUCCCCUCUGCGCCCCCGACCCCCUUCCCCCGCCCCAUUCCUGAGGGUCUCGGCAGGGGGCCUGGGAGCCCCCAACCCAAGGUCCCGGGACCCAGGGCUCAGAGGGGCAGACAUGUAUGGAAAAUGAAAAUUUGGGCCUGGAGGCUGCACCCCGGCGGGCUCAGGCUCUGAGACUUUUGUUUCUCUGUGACGGUGGUCUGUGGCAUCCGCGUCUACUGCCGGCUGCCUGGAUGUCACGCGUCCCUGCCCACUUGUCCCUCUCGAGAGCAGCAAAUGUUUCGACUUGCUGGGUCUGGUGGGUGGACGUGGGGGGGGGCGGAUAUCUGCUUCCCCAGGGGAGAGCUGUUUGCUUUCUCCUACCCAGCUCUGGGUCACUCUGCCCAGUGGGUCUGCCCAGGGGGCCACAGUCCCUCCGGCCAGGCGUGUCGAGGCCGCAAGUCUGUCCCUGCCAAGAAGCAAAUCGAAAGUUGUGACCCUGGUGUCCUUGCGCGGGGAAAGAAGGGCAGUGGACAGGAAAGACAGUGCAUGGCCGUGGGGCUGUCCACAGGGAGCCCUAAGACAGCGUGGACUCUUUCAGGGGCGGCCUCUUGGGGGGGGCCCCUCAAGCCUUCGCGGGCCAUUUGGGACUCCUGCUCACGCUGGUCUUGCUAAAAAACCUUUUGCUGGCCCCACAUUGGAGAAGGCGCCCUCGGCCGGUGUCCUUGCUGGGUUGCUCUGAGCCUUGGGCUGGAAAGGGGAGGACACCAGGUCUUGAAGCCAGUCCCACCUACCGUGCAGUUUUUCAGAGGCAAAUGGGUUUCCCCAGGCUGCAGGCAAAGCCUGGAUGGACCCAGACCCGGGCCUGGGAGGCCUCCGAGGACCGCACACCCGAGCACGUCCCGCCCCGUCAGACGGGAUACGGGUUUGGUCCAGCCGAGACAUGAGUCCUUUCUCGCCCCUCUCAAUAAGGAAAGCAGGCAGAAAGUUUAUUCCAACCGUUUCUAGAGCUUUAUCCUUUUUUUUUUUUUGACAAUAUACUGGAGAAACUUGGAAACAUUACGUUCAAGCUGAGCUAUCUAUCUAUAUAUAUGUAUACAUGGUUCUGGGGAUAAUGUAAAUACAGUGGUCAUGCCCUGGUCCGCCCUGCACUGCUUUAAAUGAAUCUACUUGGAACAAGCCUUGUUGUUAGCUAGGGGAGACGGUUUCCUCCACCCCCACCCUCUCUCUGAUAGGAAUGUAAAUGUUUCUUUUACUAGAAAUGACAAGUUUGGGGCUGUGUGAUUUUUUUUUUUCCUUUUCUUUGAUGAACCAUGAAAUAUCAGGCAGACUGAGAUCGAGUCUCUGUCCAGCGGAUCUUAACCUGGAUUUUUGACCCCUGCUGCCCUGGCUCCAGGGAGAUUGUUUCAGCAACCACUACUUUUUACAGAAAAGGAACCAGAAGUCCAGAAAGAUAAGGGGACUUAGCCCAAAUCUGUCACCUAUGGUGACAGAAACAGGACUAAAACAUGGGGUGCAAACACAGUGCAGAGUGGGGUGCUGGCAGGGACACUGGCCCCAGGAUGGCUGGGUACCAUUGGACCCCAGGGAAGGGUCAGUGAGGGCCAGAGGACAGAAUCCUCUUUCUCUGUCCUGGUGGCCUCCCGUGGACAGGAGCCUCUGGGCCUGCGGACGUCCCUCCUGGGAGGGGUCAGGGCCCCAGUCUCCGUGGGGAGCAAGAGUGACCUUCAGUCCCUGCUGCUGGCUGGUAUGCCCAGGAGCUUGCAGGGGGACGCCCCGGCUGGACAUGAGGACGCUGGCCAGUGUGACAGAGUGAAUGUGGAGUCUGCCCAGCAUGUGUCUUAGUGGACAGGGGUCUGAAGUACACUGGAAUUUACUGAGAAACUUAUUUGUAAAGACUAAUUAUUGCCAUUUUCUUACGGAAAUAUAUUUUGGAAACUUGU